Messenger RNA from Haliotis rubra (blacklip abalone), 1176 nucleotides. Its product is annotated as protein Wnt-11b-2-like. The record is from RefSeq and is a predicted model, not a curated record. The coding region runs from base 1 to 1002 and encodes 333 amino acids. The transcript has 5 exons. Gene Ontology annotation, biological process: multicellular organism development; canonical Wnt signaling pathway; neuron differentiation. NCBI's taxonomy places the organism in Eukaryota, Metazoa, Mollusca, Gastropoda, Lepetellida, Haliotidae. Gene Ontology annotation, molecular function: frizzled binding; cytokine activity. Gene Ontology annotation, cellular component: extracellular region.
AUGAAUCAGAACAAUAAGGCACUUUAUAAAAUCAAACAUAAGUCAUGGGAUAAUUCCAAGAACUGUUCAAAAUCAAUAGGACUUGUACCACGACAAGUGAAAAUGUGCAAAGAAAAUUUGGAUUUAAUGGAAACUGUGGCGCUUGCAACGUCAGUGUCUGUGGAAACGUGUCAAAGUCAGUUUGCCGAUCGACGGUGGAAUUGUUCGUCAAUACAAAACGUACCAAGCAUGUCCAGAGAUUUGGUCAGAGGUACCAGGGAGCAGGCCUAUGUGUACGGCAUAUCCUCGGCGGCUCUGGUCCACUCUGUGGCCAGGGCGUGUAGUAUCGGGGUGACUACCAAGUGCAGUUGUGGGGCGCUGCCCAACAGUAACACAGCGGGGUCUUUCAAAUGGGGCGGGUGCGGAGAUGACGUCAAUUUCGGACUACAUUUUGCCGAGGCGUUUACGAACUCUGGUUUGAAAUCAAAGAAAGGCAAUAUUAAGACCUCGAAAAAAGCCAUGAUGAAUAAACAUAAUUUCGCUGCCGGAAGAAAGGUGGUGACAGAGAGUCUGAUAACGGCCUGCAAGUGUCACGGCGUGUCCGGGUCGUGUUCUAUAAAGACUUGCUGGAAAGCACUGACAGAUUUCGAGACCAUUGGGGCUUCUUUGAAAGACCGUUACGCUCUGGCAGUGGAAGUCAGAAGGAAAAGAAAAAAGAAAAUGAAAGUGCUAGUUCCUAUUAGGAAAAACAUCAGAGACAUUCGGGACGAUCAACUCAUAUAUUAUACAAAGUCUCCAGACUAUUGCAGUCCGGACGAGAAGACAGGCUCAAUAGGAACACACGGAAGGUUCUGUGACGACAGAAGCUACGAGUCCGGCGGCUGUGACUCCAUGUGCUGUGGGCGGGGCUUCCACAGUUUCACUAUGGAGGUCGUGGAGAGGUGUGAGUGCAAGUACUACUGGUGUUGCUAUGUCAAGUGCAAAACGUGCCACAAAACACUUGAGCUGAGCAGAUGCAGGUAGAGAACACGUGAAAAAAACACAGUAAUGUUUCACAAGACUCCCCAAGUCCUUCCGGAAAGCGGGAAUGGUACACUGUCCGUACCAUGGACCUGGAACAUAUCCUCCGCACUGGAGGUGCUUCUUGAAAUCGGAAAACACGCGUCUUGGUGUUCAAUGCGCUGACGUUUUUCAAUA